AUGCAAGAGUAUAAACUUGUUGUUCUGGGAAGUGGGGGUGUCGGAAAAAGUGCAUUGACUGUGCAGUUUGUACAGGGAAUCUUUGUGGAAAAGUAUGAUCCAACCAUUGAGGAUAGCUAUAGAAAACAAAUCGAGAUUGAUAACAGGCAGUGUAUGUUGGAAAUUCUCGACACAGCUGGCACGGAACAAUUCACUGCUAUGCGUGAUCUGUACAUUAAAAAUGGUCAAGGCUUUGUUUUAUGUUAUUCAGUUACAUCACAAUCCAGUUUUAAUGAUCUACAAGGUUUGCAUGAACAAAUUCAACGUGUCAAAGAUGUUUCCAAUGUCCCACUUAUAAUUGUAGGAAAUAAAUGUGAUUUAGCAGAUGAACGAGUAGUCUGUCGUGAACAGGGUCAUGCGCUUAGUCGACAAUUAAAUUGUUCAUUUAUGGAAACAAGUGCCAAAGCUAAAAUUAAUGUGAAUGAGAUUUUCUUUGAUCUUGUCCGACAAAUCAAUAAGCAAAUGCCACAAGUGAAACAGAAAACAUCGAAACGAAAAUGUCUAAUUCUCUAACUUUGGGUUUUUAUUACUUGUUUUCUUUCUCGGUUCUCUUGUCUUAUUUUUCGUUUUUAUAACAGAACAACUACAACAAUAAUAAUUGGACAAAGAACACUUGAUCUCAUAUGUUGUACGCGUGUGUGUGCGUGUGAGCGGGGGACUGAUAUUAAAAUAAAUCUGUUUCCUGUGUUUCUAUUUUGUUCCUGUUUUGAUUUUUUGUUUCCCACCUAGCGUAAAAUGUAUACAUGUACAUCUCAAUAUUUUUAGGACUUGUUUAUUUAUGAGGUUGUAUUUGAGAAGCUAUAUGCACAGAGUUUUGUCCCUGAAACGCAUGUGUUAACUACAAAACAGGAAUUAUUAUGCAUUUCAUUACCGACACUUAUAAAACCACACUCACCUACUCACCAUCUAUCUAUCUACAUUUAUUUUUGUUAUCCUCAUAUAACUCCCCAGUGCCAUUCCUUUUAUGUAUAAAUUGAUAGCACAGCAAUAAUAAUGAUAACGUGUUUUAC
This is a messenger RNA of Schistosoma mattheei, 1049 nucleotides long. The record is from the annotation of a GenBank genome assembly. NCBI's taxonomy places the organism in Eukaryota, Metazoa, Platyhelminthes, Trematoda, Strigeidida, Schistosomatidae.